GGGCGGCGCCGCGUUCGGGAGCGCUCGGGUGUUUCCGUGACCCUCACGGGCCGGCGCGGCCGUUGGCGGGCGCACGGGGCCGGUUAGCCGAGGGCAGCGCGGCCUCGCUGGCAGAGCCGCUCCCUCGGUGGGGAGGAAUCGCGAUCCUGCCAGGCAGUGCAGAAGACCGCUGCUGAAAGGGGACUUCGGGGAGUGAGUGCAGGAUGACUCAGCAGGGAGCUGUUCUUCAGGGUUACAAUAAUGAACUGGUGAAAUGCAUUGAAGAUUUAUGUAUGCAAAAAGAAGAACUGAACAAACAAAUCCGGCAAGCAGAAGAGGAAAAGAAUAAACUCCAGCAUGAAAUCCAAAUCCUCAGUGAACAGCUGGAGUGUGUGUGUGAAAAUCUGGCCCAAAAGGUGGCUUCACGGAAUGAGCUUGAUAAAAUACUUGCUGAAACUGAAGCUGCUUACAUGAAGAUUUUGGAUAGCUCUAGAACUUUACUUAAUGUCCUGAAGAAGGAAGUGGGAAGCUUAAAGCAUUCACCAGAUCUGAAAACCAAUGUAACGUGAAACAGUCAAAUGUUUGGACUCUGCAGUGCUAAAAUUCCACUAGGUGAGAAACGUGGUAGCCACGGAACCUUACAGCCACAGUAUAACAGAGAGGGAUUUUCUUCCAGUCUUUCUGUACAUUUUAUUAUUUUCAAAUGCACUAGAAAAUAGAUUAAAUAAAGUUGCCUUUUGCUUUAAAAAAUCUACUUAAUUGAACACUACAAAAAAAAGCAAAUAGAUAGUUGAGGCAGAUGGGAGACUGUCAGUUUUGACAUCAGGAUGCUUCAAGGCUUGGAAGAAAGGCAUGUUGUAUUGGUUAACUUCAGAUGGCUCCCAGUAAAUUAUUAUUUGAAAACUAGUGGGUGCAAGUCAAUCAGAUACUACUUCUUUUCACUUUACAAAUGCUUAGGCUUUACUGUUGGGACUAAGUAGAAAUGAGCUAUUUAGCUUCCUCUAGGAGCUUGGAGUUCUGUCUGAUGCGUGCACAAAGACAGCCUCGUUUACAAUAAUUGCCUAUGUGAAUAAUAGAGAGAGAAGGUCAGAAAUCAGGAGUAAUGCAGAGCAUGGAGGCUUAAAUUUUAACACUGUAUGUGGUUCAUGCAUCUUCUGUUUUGGAGAACCUAUUCUCCAAAGCCUUCUUAAGAAAGGAGGCGUGCUGCAGUGAGAGUCAGGUUUGGUGCAGAUGCAGACAGCUACACCAUGAACACCUGGACAAGUAGUUCACUUGGGGGUGAGAAAAAUGUGUCAGUAGCGAUCAGAAGUCCUGAAAAACCACUGGGGUCCAGUUAAAAAUACAGAGGUAAAUACAAGACCAAAGAAGGUAAUCCUGGCUAAAUGCCAGUAAUAGAAUUUCUGGAAGCCUUUUUAGUGUCUUUUAGCUCUAUACUUAUCUAUUAAAUAAUUGUAGUAAGAUUGUGGAGAAUAAUGAGCAUCCUGAAAUAAUGUGAAAGAAGAAAGUGGUUUGCAGCUAUCAGCCUUUCUUACAGAGGACAUUAAAAUAGAACUUGGUUUAGAGACCAGGGAUGACAUAACAGCAUGGCAUAAAUUUCGGUUUAAUGCUGAUUUUUGUUUCUGCUGAACCUCUGUUCAGCAGAAAUCUCUCUCAGCAGUGUAUGUGUAUGUACACGUGCAUUUUGUCCCACUUGUUUGUGUGUUACAACAGUAACUAUUUAAGCUGUCUUGAAGUCAAAUCUUCAUUCAAUAGCAACUAAUUAAAUUGAAAGAAGUGCAGUUGAAAUAUCUGUACUUGAUAGUCAUGUAUCUCUGAGGUGCACAUAUAGAGGGAAUGGAGAUGUGAAUAGUUUUGGUAGUAGCUCUUCAUCUAUAAUAGGGAGCAAAUUUUAUGUUCUGGUUGCCAGGCUACAUCAGAGAUGAGUGUGAGGCAGCUAAUCACAGUUUACUUGUAUGGCACUCCCAGGGGCUUCCCUCUGGGGCAUUCCCAGUGGGUAAGGCAAAGGUGAUAAAAUUACUCAUUACUCAUUACUGAUCAUCUCAGAGGUAUUGCUGUUGUAGUACUGCAGCACUCAGGACCACCUUGUUUAUGCUGAAGUGAAACACAAAAAUUUUGCUGUUUUUAGUUGCAAAAAAGUGAUUUAUUUGACUGGACAUUUUUAUGACGUUCUGUCUGCCCUCAGACUGGUGGCAGUAACUGAUUUACAGCAAAAUAGGAAGACUCAGGAAAGACUAACUAAAGAGCAAGAACUUUGAGUGUCAAAUAUAAGCUGCUGCUUCUUAUUAGCUGCACUGGAACUUGAACUUGUGAACAACAAUUUGUAUCAUAUAAAGCUCAAUUAUAGGGAACAGUACAGUUAAUUUCUAGUAUUGGUCUCACACAAUAAUUACAGGUUUGUUUGCCUUAGAAUAAUCAUAAAUAAUGCUUCUUGUUCUACUGAAGCUGAUAAAACUAGAGAAGCUUUAAGAGAAGCCUUACAAGAUUUAAAAGAAAUCUAUUUCACAGCCAUUAUUAUGUCUACUUGUAGCUAUUGCAAAACUAAAUAACUGGAGAUGCUUAUUUUUUUUUUUUGUAAAACUAAGGGAAAAAUGUAAAUUAUUGGCUAUAUACUUAUGCACCUACUGGGGCCUCCCAACAUUCAAAUAAAAAGUUGAAAUGUUGCUAGAAUUCCAUUCAGUAAUCCCAGUCUAAAAUUAACAUUUAAAUUCACAUUUAAAAGUGAUAGAAAUAAUAUACCUCUAGGGCUUGCCUAUUUUUGGAAUAGGCACAUGUGUGGCAAGUCAUUGUGCACCUGUAAAGUUGCUGCUCAGAAAUAGUGUUUAGCAUUAUAUUCUGUAUUGACCCCAGUGAACCCUUUUAUUGAAGUGGUAACCUUUUCCACUGCUUUUUCAGACACUAUAAAUCAAGACAUGAAUAGCUUUUGUUAAACAACUUCACUUUGUUCAGAAGACUUGCAGACUAAGCUGAUCCAAAGUAUUGCUGGAAGAGAAAUGAUAAUUUGCAGAUGGCAGCAGCUCUACAGGGAUGCCUGAAACAGAAAGUUUACCUUGAAUAAGGCAGGUGAUAAGUUUAAAGUAUCAAACUUAUUCCCAACGUAAUUUUUAUAUUGAAUUUUAUGAUUCUGAGUUCGACCUGGUGCUUUUCUGGAGUGUUUACAGUCUAGGAGCUUUACUGACAAAAGUCGGGUUCCUAAUCGAAACUGCUUUGUUGGGUGUUCUGUAUCUUAUUUUGUGUGUGAGGAGACAGUUUUUGAAACUCCUACCUGUGCCUGAUACAGAGAUUUAGUGAAAUGCAUCUGGAAUAUUGGUCUGAAGUCCUCAAUUUAUGUAAAGGCACUUUUACCUGGUUUCCAAAUAACAGAACAUAAGUGGAAGAGAUUCCAUGCUUUUAUAGCAAUGCUUCUUGAAAAUGUGCCCAGCACUUUAAACACUAGUGAUCAACAGUUUUUUCAAAACAUUUGACUGUUGACUUCUUGCAAGUAAACUGAAGAGAUUUUGGCAGUUACCAAAGAAACUGCUCGUGGGCGGUGUGUUGAAGUAAUUUUCUGUGUGGAAGUGAUACAGGAACCACUGGGUGAAGUGCUUAUGCCAGCAGCCUUUCACACCCCAUUGCUGUCUCUUUUCAGAGAUGCUUACCCUGCAGUUCAGGUACCUCCCACGUGCAGUUUCUGUUCAUUAGUUUACAGAAAUGGAGGUGAGUGGACUGGGAGGUCACCCUGAUUUUAAGGGUAGGGAGUAAGGAGAAGGCGUGGAUGACAAGUCCUGCUUUGGGAAGACUAGUGCAUGAGGGUAUGAUAGAGAGAAGUGGAGUUUCUCUUAAUUUCUGUCUGCUCUAAAUGUACUGAGCUACUGCCUACAGUUCUUGCUACCCAAUAAAUCCAAUUUUGGAAAUCAUCUGAACUUCAUCUGAACUCUGGACUUUCUUCCCCUUUAAGCCCUCUGACGAUCAGCAAAAGAAGCAACCUGUGUUUUGUUUUCUCUCUCUUUUAAUUCUCUCUGUUGCAGCAGGAGGCUGUGGAAUCUGAGCCUCCUGUUUGCUGGGUAAGUGCUGCCAGGCUCACACAGGAUGCAGUGCUGGUGUUCCAUGUCCUGGUUGCUCUCCUUUGAACAGUCCUCAGGGAAGUGCUCGGGUUGUAUAAAGAACCUCAAGCUUUGUGUGUGCUUGGUAUACCUGUAUGUCAGAUUGACCUUGGAGAGUUUAGGCAGAGCAUUGGCAGGUUUUUGGCUCUUUGUGAGUGCAGGAGAUUUGUUUCCUUGGACUAGGAACUCUUCAGGCCAGAAAGACUAGGCAUCUUCAAAUACCCAAAGAAUUGUCCUUUCAAACAACGAAGCAAGCUGUACUCUAAACAGAGGUGCCUGGAUCCUGGAUUGCUGUUUCAGUAUUGAGAUUCAAUUCCAUCUAGGUCUUGGGGUACAAGUGUGUUCCACUCCUAAUCAAUUAAAUGGAUUAAGCUGAACUGGAAUGAGGUACUGGUAAUCCUGUAACAAGAACAUUCAAAGAUUGUUAGCCAAAGGAUCAAAUGUCUACUGUUAAUUCAUCAUACAGAUGAGUCUUGUGCAGAAGACCAAUAUCUAUUACUCCUUAGAUGAUUUUGCUUGUUAGGAGAGUUUGAGUGAUAAGGUGUAGCUUGUGGCAGUUGCCUUAACUUUGAGUAGAUUCUAGAUUCUUGGGAUUUUAUGCAAGAAGUAGACAAAACAGUUAUUUUUUUAUAAUUUUUAAAAUUUCUUUCUUUUCAAGAAUGAGCAAAGAAGUAUCAAUAAAUACUUUAGUGUUGAUUUAUUUGUGUGUGUAUUGGUGGUUUUCUUAAAGGAUGAAUAGGCAAGUUUUCCUAAAAUCAGAGUGCUUUUUCAGCUUUCCUGUAUGCGUGUGUUUUUCAAUAUAGAUGUAAAUAUUUUAUUUUUCCUCUUUUGGAUGAAGGACAGACUAGCUUUUGAUUUAAUUUGUGCACCAAUUGUUUUGUCAGUGUCUGUUUUUUUACUGGGGAGAAGUCAGGCACCGUGGCCACUUCUUGGGUGUUCGUUCUAUGCAUUUUUAAACUUGGGAUGAGUUUUUUGUUCUUUGCCCCUUAACUACUUAUAAAUCUGUCAGGGAUUUUAUUAGAUGCCCCAGAGUAGUCCUUGACUGUUGUCUACCUCAGUUGGUUUCAGAUGAAGUUUGUUCACUGCCUAGCAGUAAAACCCAGCUACUUGCAUGUUAGGUGUUGAUAAAACGUGGAGGGGUUCAAGCUUGCAGAACAGGGAGGUAUAUGGUCAUUCAUAGCUCUAGCAUGUGGGGAUUGUGUGAAAAGUUCAGUGUUGUAGCCUAUUUACAAAAAUAAGAUGUUAGUAGAAUUGGGGCUAGUAGAACACUUUCAUUUUGUAGUAAUUUCAAAAGUAGUUUACAAGAUCUUGUGGGUGGGAACAAUUUGCAGGGUUUUUUGUCUAUUUGUGCCAGACUAUGGAUAUGCUGCAGUAACUACUACAGAAAAAUUUAAAUUUUAGUACAAAUUUGGGCAUCUUAUUUAGCAGCACAGUGGAAAAUUCCAGUGUAAAAUAUAUGCAUUUUUAUCAUAGCACACCCAUUGUUUGUGACCUGAUGCAAAGCUGAUAAUAUGUGUAAUAUGCUUAAUUUGAAUGUCACAAAUGGGAAAAUGUUACUUUUAGAAUAGGAUUCAUCCCUGUUAGAGGAAAACAAGCACAUGUAGACAGAGAUCAUGCUCAGGAAAAAAGCAUUUGAAAAAACGUCCUGGCAGUCGUUCUGGAGGUGGGAUUGAUCAUGAUUCCACGGACUGUGAUGGGAGCUUGUUUCUCUCAUACCUCCCUUCAGGCCUGGGAAGUUUCAUGGGUGGCUUCUCCUCUCAGCCUUAGCAGCACUCACGCACAGGGUGUGUGUACUUGGUUCUGAAGGGUUUAGAACAGUGUAGAGUGUUCUUGUUCACUGUUUUGUGUGAAGGAGAAUGCAGCUUCCUGGCCAGCCUGAAUCAAGACACAGGAGUGUUAGAGACUAUAAAACAAAGUAAGAGGCUGAGCAAUUUUUAACACCUACUUUGAAAAAUGUGUAAGAUUAUGAAACCUAAUAGACUGGUCACAGAGCAUUUUAAAGUUAAAUCUUCAGAGGUGGUGGUUUUUGAGCUUUGUAUGUGUAGGUUCCCUUGCUUCAGUCAGAGCUCCCAUAAUUGGCUUGAGGUUUUCCAUUGAUGUGGGAUAUAUGGGAACAUUUCUAGAAAAUUAUUUACAUCAUAGUCCAUGACAGAUUUGUAAUUUACAUUUUUUUAAAAACCAUAUAGUUGAUUUAGUUGAACGUAGUAAAAAGUAUCAUAUUUCUUUCCUAAAGGCUUUCAAAUCUCUCUGUCUGUAUUCAGAAUCAGAUCAAAGUACUAUUUGUUGUUGUUACAUGAUUAUUAACAAGUUGAUACAACUUGGAUACUGAUUCUGAUCAGGCAUGUCUGUCAAUUCCUGACACAAAACCCUCUUCAUAUUCUGCAAGCUUACACUUUUUUAAAACUUCUUUUUCCGUAUACAGUAAGAGCACUUUAAGUUGAAUAUCAGCAUGAGAGAGACUGUUUUCUGAAUGUUUUUUUAAUGUAGUUAGUAUUCAGGGCUGAAGCAUACAGUGUCAAGUUUUUAAAACAAAAAACUGGCAGUAAUCCUUAUGUAGUUUUGCAGUUCAGUAAUAGAAAUCCUGCUAGACAUUUGUGGUGUUCACUGCCUUGUAAUAAGUGAGAUUAAUUGCUGUAACUCAUGAACCCAAGAUACUUUUUGUUAAAUACUGAUUCUUCCUCAAGUAUCGUUGCCGGCAUGAGUGGAAUGGAUACUCCAUUCCAGGGAAGGUGGGGUGAAAGAUGAGCUGCCUUUUUAGUGGAGACCACCAUCGGGAAAGAGAGGGGCAUCCUUGUUAGCCUUGUCCAUGGUAAAGUGAUGUGAGACAACUCAAAUGGAGUGCUUAGAAUGGUCACAGUUCUCUGUUGUGAGGUUCACUGAAGAAAGCUGAAUAAAAGAAAGCCCAGUCCUUGCUGUCAGUCACAAGGAAUGUGAUACUCGAUUGCAGCCAGGUUAUCUUUACGUGCAGGAGCCCAGGUGCAGCUGGAAGCAGUGUAGCAGCUGCAGAGCUGGGCUCCCUGAGGGUUGUUUUGCCCUGCCCAGAAGCAGUUGGCCCUGUGGACACACUUAGGAAAUCUGAUACACUCUGGAGUCACUGGUUUUGUUAGAAAAGUGUCACCUCUUCCUGUUCUUGAAACUCAGGGGAUUCUGCAUCUUAGUGACAUGUGACUUGGUGGCAUGACUCCAUAACAAGGAUAUUUAUUUUAAAUCCUGUACACUUUAGUGUUUUCUCUCUGAAGCCUAAAGUGUUCUUGCUUUAGAUUUAGGUGGUUCAAGUUCAAACACCUGUUACCAAAAAUACAGAUGUCCAAGUUCCACUGAAGCCCACAAGCCUGUAAGUUGUUGGUAUUCACUAUAUAGUACACCAAGUUCUUGGUCAAAUGCAGUCUUAAUCCUUCAGCCAAGUUGCAAACUUUGUGGCCCCUCUUAGUUUAAAAUGAUUUGCACCAGGUGUUGCAUGCUGGGUUUGGAAUGUGCUUUCGGUUUUUGUUUGUUUGUUUUUUAAUGAAGUAUUCCAUUGAGGCCUCCCGUGGCACUCUGCCAUACACAUUCAUGGUGUGCAUGUGAGAAUGUUUUCUUUGAGAGUGUCAGAAGGAAACUACCUGUACAGCAGCAAUUUAACUGAAACAAGAUUUGGGUUUAUGCCAUGAUGGUUUUGUUUUUAAAAGUGUUUAAAAAUCAUGCAUGUAUAAAUAGAUGCAUUUAUAUAGGGUAUAUAAACAAGUGCUUCCAGUGAACUGAUCGCAUAGUACCUUACAGAGAAUAUUAAUAUCUUUAUCCCCUUGAUUGACAGUGACACUCGGUAGUAAUCUGCCCCAAAUGAGGGACAGAUCUGGGAGUGGAGGCUUUGCUUUUUCAGUCUCAAUUGAAUGCUCUAACUUGGACUGGUUCCCAGGGAUUCAUGUCCUGUUUGGUGUUUUGACAUAAACAGGAUUAUGCAUUCUCAACCUCUAUGUUGGGGGAAGGGAUAGCUAUAACUGAUGAGAGGCUUUUUGCUGUUGCUUCCUCCACAUUGCAUGCAGCAUGAUGAUGAAGUUUAAAUGUGUUACUCCUUUCUCCAUAGAUAGACCCUGCAUGACAAGGUGUAUCAACUCCUGAGCACCCACUCUUGCUUUGCAGACCUGCUCUUUCCAAGCCCCUGCUGUGGGACCUGACUGUAGGAGGUGCAGCAGAGGAACAGAAAGAACUCAUAAUGAUAGUUGCUAUUUAAUUACCUUCAAAAGCCUAAUCUUUUUCAGAUACCUUGCCUUUGUAGAUCCUAUUGUUUUAUCACGCUGCUUAUUACCUUAUCCUAGUCCAUGUAAGACCAGUUUUUUUAUGCAUGGAGGCUCCUUGAUGCAUAAAGGUAGUAGGCGGUCUGAAUUCUCAUCCAAUCUGUAACAGCAUACAGAGCACAUACAACAGCAGCAGGCUGUGAGGCAACCAUGUUCCACCACAGCUUGUUUUGGUUGAAGGAGUGUGGCAGGUGGGGAACUCUAGAUAUCUGGAUGGAUGGGGCUCUUAUAUAAUGAAAAGAAACUGGCUGUAUGAAUUCAGAUUAAGAACUACUUUAACUUAGGACAGGUGGCACCUGACAGCAGUAUUUGUAUAUUCACAUAUCAUAUACACACAUAUAUAUACACACAUACACACUCACACAUAUAUAUACAUUAAAAUGUAUAUAUAAAUAUACUCAACAUUUUCAUAAGUAUAGAGAGCUCUUGGUAGAAGGCUGUCUAAUACUUCAGUAUUAUCUGCCGUUAGAAAAGACAAUUUAAACACGUUGGACGUUAACAACUUGCAUGAGGUUGUGUACCCUGUUUUUUCAGUAGCCUUCACAGUCUUGUGUCAACAUAAGCCAUCAUUUGUAGCACCAUCCGUGUCUUCCUCCUGCAACAGCUUUUGUUGCCUCUAUUUCCUACUCCUUGUUCACCAUGGUUUGAGUUAUCCCAAGCUGCUGACCAGAAACACGCUGUGGGUCAGAGAUGCUUCCAGUAUCUUGAUAUUGUCCAGACAUGCUCUGGCACACUUGGGAAAAUUGUUUGCAAAGAUAAACAGAUUACAUUCAAUGGGAUAGUGCCCCAAAAGUUAUGGUUGGAUGGGGUGAUGAUAUUAUAUUCCAGAGAAACAACAGACACCUGAUCUUAAUUUCAUCCUAAAAAAAGGGUGUGGAUCAAAGCAAUGGAUGGAUAGGAAUUUUUCCUGAUAUGCUAUGGAGAUUAAAAAACAGAAGUUUAUUUUGUUUGAAUUGAGGAUAAAUAAUAAAAUCUUCUGCAGAUAAAGGACUAUAUGAGAGACUGUAAUUUAAUUAGUAUUAAGGUUGUGUUCAGAGUGACGUGAGUUUGUUCCAGAAAUGUUUGCUCUGUGUUUGAGAAAAGAUUAUAACUUGAAAUUAGAAAGAGAAAAAGGAACAGAGUGAUGAAUCUUGCAGAUAAUGAUCUCAUCGAGGAAGCUGUUAUAGGUCACCUGUGUCUUCUUCAAAGCUCUUAGUGUGACCUGUAUUGCAAAUUAAUAAAUAUGUGCUAAGACAGAGUACAUUAUUGUAUGGCACAAUAAUGCUACUUGGAAAAAGUUAUGUCAAGCCAUUGUAUGUAUUCAGCAAUUUUCUUUGCAAUCCUGCUCUGUUUUACAACCUAGUCUAUUCCCCACUAAGAUGUGCUAGAGAUAAACAUUGCAGAUGCCUUUGUGUGCAGGGAGGACGAGAGGCAAUUAAAAGUCUGCAUGCUGUGAAGUCUCUGGGUACCAACAGUGUCUGCACAGACCUUUGCAAUGUUUUAGGGGAACAAUUGGUUUUCCUGCUCUCUGGGGUGACCAAACACAAAUAGCUUUUGAACGAGGACAGUAACUCAGUUGUUUUCACACUGGCUAAAGUCCUGCUGGUUUGCAUGAAGGUUUGCUAUUUUUAUUUACUGAUAGCAAAGUCUUGGUGACAAAGUGGCUCCUCCAGAUCAGACACUGUUUUAUUAGAGCACAUCAUUUCAUUUCUGACAAAGAAAGGGCAAACUUCUGAUAAAGAACCUGGGGCAGGGCAGUAUCUGGUAUUGGCCUGCAUCAAAGACAAGGAAAAGCACAAAAGGACAAAACUGCUGGCCAUGGUCUGAAUCAAAUGAGGUUGCCUGCAAGAGCGGCAAGUGAGAGGGCUUUUCUUUCUUUUAACUUGCUCCCUCCUACAUCAUUACUGGGCUGAGUAAGAAAAGAAUUUUCUUUUGGAUAAUAAUAAAUGGGAUAAUUUGCUUCAAGAAAAGCUAGUUCCACAUAGGAGGCAGUUAAAGCUGCUCCAUGGGAGCUUUAUUUAUUUUUUCUUCAAAAAAAAUUAUAAUGCAAAUUCUAAAGGCAAGCAGCCAUUGUAAGGAAAAGAGAAACAACAAAAUGUUGUGUUUGCCUGUCAUUGCAGACCUUUUAUACUUCAGUAAAUUCACUCCUAUGUGCACUUUCUUGGCUGCAGGUACUGCUUGUCCAAAACAUGGAUUUUUGGUCUCAGACCUGUUCAGUCUAAAAUUCCUUUCCUGAUUUUAGAUAAACUUAAUAAAACAGUGUACAUUGUUACUUAUAUUGUAUAUAUAUUAUAUAUACAUAUUAUAUAUUACUUAUAUAAGUGUGUUGUUAUGUAGAUAGGUAUAAAAUUUACCUAUAACUCUUAAGUAGAAGGUUUUUACCAUGGCUUACUAUGCCAUGUAUUACUACAAGUAUUAUCACACUGAUGUAGCUGGUGUGAGGCUUGGUUCCCAGACAUUAAGAUGACCUUUGAACUUAGAUUAGCUGCUAAGUGUUUUAUAGUUUCAGGUGUUGGCAAAGUCAGAAGCAGCCAAACAUUGAGAACUUGACUUUGCAGAUUUAAAUUAAAACUUGCAUAUUGCCUUACAUGGAACUUGCCUUUGUUUCAAAUAACUUCUGCAUCUGGUUGUGUGGUGGGAGAGCACAGCUAAAUGUUUUAAAGAGGUAUCAAAAGCCAUAGAACCAUUUAAAUUGAAAAGAACCCCUCAGAUGGUCGAAUCCAACCACUAACCCAGAGCUGCCAAGCCCACCACUAAACCAUGUCCCUAAGUGCCACAUCUAAGUGUCUUUUAAAUAAGUAAUAGCUGCUUGAGCUACUUGAUGCUACCUCUGCUACACUGGGAUUGUUGCAUUGGGAAGCUGUGAUGUAACUUGUAGUUAAAAUAAUCUCAUUAGCAGGAGCACAAAUCCCCUUUAAACUACAGUGCUACUGGAUUUCAGAAUGUAGACUUGAUUUGUGUGCUGUGGCCUGUGUAAGAGCAAAGAAGGUAACAAAGAAUAAUUUUAAAGUUCUGGAAUGAGUUUUGAGAUCUUACUUAGAAUUUAAUAGGUGCCCAAGGAUUGUAUGCCACAAGACUCACUGAAAGUUGCUGGGUCUUGUGCUGUGCUUGCUUUUGCUCUGGUUUUUAAGAUUCAGGAUUCUGCAUGCAUUUCUCAAAGGCCUGGCUCCUGAAAGCAGAGCAUUUUCUUUGUCUUUCUUCCCCCUACCCUCUGAAGUUACAUUUCUGUUUCUUAUAAAGAAAAGGCUGAAAGUGCAAAAGCAAGUAAAAAGGCUCAGAAAUGCAAAUAUAAAUAAUUCUAAAUAUUUUUCAUGAUUUAACAGUAGUCUCACACUUUGUGCUUGGCCUGAUGUGUGUCUUUUUCAGUGCCUGAAGCUGGUUAUGGUCAAAGUCCUAUGGAAAAUUUCACACCAUGUUCCUACUUAAGUCAGGUGCAGUGAUUGCUCUAAGAAAGGCACCCAUGAUCUGUGGCUGUAGGACGUCAGUGGCUUUCUGUACGUGUGUAUUUAAAUUCCCCCCUUAGUACCUUUAACAGCUGCACCCAGCUUUCCACAGCCAUUGUGGAUUACUGAACUGUCAGGGGAGCCCCUUUGAGUCCAGCCUCAGUGUGAUCUGCGAGUGCCAGGGAACAAGGGCUGGUUUGGAGAGGGAAUUGUGGCGCUUCCAGGCCAGCAGAAGCUGGAAGCCCCAUGGGAUGGCAGGGGAAGGGGGGCUGCUGGCUCCUGGGAGAGAGAGCAUGGGCUGUCUUCUGUCACAAGUAUCAACCUGACAUGAUGCUUCCCAGAACCAGGAAUCUUAGAGGAACAAGCAAUUUCUGGGCUGAAAGAGGCUCCAAGGGAUCUCCUAAUACCACAAUGUAUUUAUUCCCUGCAAGUGAAUGCUGGAAUGGUAAAUGGAAGAUGACUGAACAGAAGGGGGUUGUGGUACUUGCAGAGCUUGCUUUGGAGUCUGAAAGGCCAAAACUAUGAUCACAACAUCUAGCUGAAGACUGAAGAUGUGAUUUAGAAAUGGAACAAUUUAUCAGUCUGAAGCUAAAGAUAGAAGUAAGUAUGCUGUAUAAAGGGCAGGACAAAGACAUUUUAAUAAAACUAAUUCUGAUCAAGAGAGAGUAAGCAGCUGAAACAUCCAGAGAAAUUUUUCUGAGAGAACAUCAGAAGAACUGCCAGAAUUGUAUAAUUUUUCAAUUUUUUUUUUGUUAAAACAUAGACAUUUAGUAUCUAACAUGAAGAAAAAUUUAUCACAAUGGAAAUAAUUGAAUCCUUGGUAAAAUGAACAUGAAUUUUGAUGCCAUUCCACAAUUAUUUUUGAUAAAUGCUUUUGAUUUGGCCCAAACAAUAGCAAGGAGGCUUUGUGGGUGUCAUAAUAUGCAAUCUAGAACUGAAUGAUUUGUUUCAGUCAUCAUAAAGAGGGAACAAUAGAGGAAACAUGACAAAAAUACAGACAACAAUGAGUAGAGCUGUGCAUAAUUUUGUCUCUCCUAUUUUUAUGGAGAUCUUUGUGGUUUGCUUAAAGCCUCAGCUCUCAGAUUCAUGUAGUAAAUAAUCUAAGAUUUCAUUACACCAAAAUAAGUUUCUAAUUUCUGCAAUUGAAAAAAAAAAAAAAAGCUUAUAUACAAAGCAAGAAGAGGAACCAAAAUA
Molecule: messenger RNA, 12948 nt
Organism: Prinia subflava (tawny-flanked prinia)
Lineage: Eukaryota; Metazoa; Chordata; Aves; Passeriformes; Cisticolidae
Product: microtubule nucleation factor SSNA1-like
Exons: 2
Coding region: 204-548 (114 amino acids)
Cellular component (GO): ciliary basal body; centrosome
Source: RefSeq, a predicted model, not a curated record